This is a messenger RNA of Xenopus tropicalis (tropical clawed frog), 2274 nucleotides long. RefSeq names its product homeobox C8 (gene hoxc8). Gene Ontology annotation, biological process: regulation of DNA-templated transcription. NCBI's taxonomy places the organism in Eukaryota, Metazoa, Chordata, Amphibia, Anura, Pipidae. The record is from RefSeq and is marked provisional. Gene Ontology annotation, cellular component: nucleus. Gene Ontology annotation, molecular function: DNA binding; DNA-binding transcription factor activity; DNA-binding transcription factor activity, RNA polymerase II-specific.
CCGGAGAGGAUUGAUGGAUACAAAUCGCGUGUGAAAGCUUCACCAGCGGGAUUUUAAGGAAUUUGCCUGUGGUGUUAAGGGAAGGAGCAGUAAAGGAGAGAGAAAUUGCGAUAGAGCUCUACCUACCGACUGAUCGGAAAGCAAGCAGCCCAGAGACUUGAGCAGCCUCACACUCAGGCACCAUGACACGUCUGUGAGAGCCACCAAACAGCCCCCCCUCCCCGAUCUGAUCCCACAAAAUCCCCCAAACAAACCCAAACCCAGGGGACUCGGUUCCCCCGAUCUGCGCGAUUUUGCCCGCUUUUGCCUUUCUGCUCUCAUCUAUUCCGCAUUAGUAAGGAGGGGGUGUCGCUUUCUGCCUUACAUGCAAGAACCAUGAGCUCCUAUUUUGUAAACCCUCUCUUCUCCAAGUACAAAGGCGGCGAGUCCUUGGAACCAACUUACUACGACUGUCGCUUCCCACAAAGUGUCAGCCGGAGCCACGCAUUGGUGUACGGUCCGAGUGCCACGGCUCCAGGCUUCCAGCACCCCUCUCACCAUGUGCAGGAGUUCUUCCACCAUGGCAGCUCCAGCCUCUCCAAUUCCGGAUUCCAGCAGAACCCCUGCGCCCUGACCUGCCACGGAGACGCCUCCAAAUUCUAUGGGUACGAAGCGCUGCCCAGGCAGUCCCUUUAUGGUGCCCAGCAAGAGGCAAGCGUGGUGCAGUACCCCGACUGUAAAUCGUCCUCCAACACUAACACUAGCGAAGGACAAGGCCAUUUAAAUCAAAAUUCGUCUCCCAGCCUCAUGUUCCCAUGGAUGAGACCUCACGCCCCCGGAAGGAGAAGCGGCAGGCAGACGUACAGCCGGUACCAAACCCUGGAGCUGGAGAAGGAAUUUCUCUUCAAUCCUUACUUGACUCGGAAGCGCCGGAUCGAGGUCUCCCAUGCCCUGGGACUGACUGAGAGGCAGGUGAAGAUUUGGUUUCAAAACAGGAGGAUGAAAUGGAAAAAAGAGAAUAACAAGGAUAAGCUACCGGGGGCCCGGGAUGAAGAGAAAACAGAGGAGGAAGGCAACGAGGAAGAGGAGAAAGAAGAAGAGGAGAGCAAGGAGAGCAAGGAAUAAGCUGAGUGUGAGGGCAUUGUGUGUGUUUGAGUGAAUGUCACUUUCCUCCCGGAAAUCUCGUUUUAUGGUAGAUGUAAAACCAAGACGUUUAUGACUCUCAUUUGCUUUUAUAGAGUAUAGAACGGGGAAACACAACAGUAACUACCUGUCACAAACUCCAGCCUUUCUCUCUGGUCAGGACUCCACUUUGCAUUUUGUUGUGUGAUAAAGGGACAUUUGCAUUAACUCCUUAUUUAUGUCCUCCAGGUCCUGAGACUUAGGCUAGUAACUUAAACACAAAGAGAUCAUACUGUGACUUUAGUAUGGUUUCCGACAGACUGUCAUUUCUCUACAGCCAGAAUAGUAUUAAUUCCUUUUAUGUGAAAUUUAAACUACCUAUUCACUUUUGGAGGGACACGAUUUUGUGGCCUCAGAAUUGUAGUAUGUGUUUUAUUUAGACGUGUGUAUUCAUGUAUGCGGGGGGAGGGGCCAGUAUUUACCAGAGUUAUUUUCAUUUUGUUUUAUUUUCUUUAUGUCCUCAUUAAGUAUCGUUGUUAUACGGCUCACUGUACAUUUGAAACUGUCGAGUUGAACUUAUCAGCAGGGAGCAUUUCGUGCACUUCUCUGAACAUGGGGCAGUUAACUUAGGUAAAAUAAUUAACAUUUCCACAAUCUUUGUGACAGGCCCAAUCAUCCCAGGUGUCAAUGGCAUUUUAUGUCCCUGCGCCCAGUUACUUACGAGUUUCAUAAUGUUGUGUGAGCACUUAAAUCCUCCACCUACUACCUAAAGGGAUCAGGCAAUAAUCAUUUUACUAAUAACAACUACAGGAUUUAUAGAUCCUACUACUACUCGGUCAGGCUUUUUUCGGUGUCCAUGCUUUAGCCAUGUGUAAGCUACCGAGUAGCUGUACAUACGAACCGAGGCUUAUAAUCUACCUUAUCACUACCUAUAGAAGGAGAUAUGCUUUUGGGAAGUAUUUGUAACGCGUUUUUCGUUGUCUGUCGCUGCUUUUUUGCCCAACAACUAAAACUGCCUAGUUGGACGCACAUUUUUGUGUCACUUUUAUUGUGCUUAUAAGGUAGCUUAGAACUAAAUUGCACUGAAUGUAAAGUUAUCUAUUGUCUUGAUCUUAUCUGUUAAUGCAAGAGCUUGAGAUAUUAAAAAAAGUAAAAAAAAAAAGAAAAAAAAAA